Molecule: messenger RNA, 1497 nt
Organism: Coffea eugenioides
Lineage: Eukaryota; Viridiplantae; Streptophyta; Magnoliopsida; Gentianales; Rubiaceae
Product: cactin-like
Exons: 2
Coding region: 1-1497 (498 amino acids)
Biological process (GO): mRNA cis splicing, via spliceosome
Cellular component (GO): spliceosomal complex; cytoplasm
Molecular function (GO): protein binding
Source: RefSeq, a predicted model, not a curated record
AUGGAGAGGCGAAUGGAGAGGCUUGGCCAAUCACAACAGUGCUCCACCACCCCUUCUGCUUCUGAUGAUGAGUGCCAUAAGAUGAGAAUUGCUGACUAUUUGGCGAGAAAGGUCGAGAAAAAAAGAGCAAAAGUUGCAAGAGAAAUGAGAUCAAAGUAUUCUGUUGAUGGUUCAAGCAAGCGUUUUGGAGAUUCUCAUAUCAAUGAAGUAUUUGUUUGGAGGAAAAAGAUUGAACGGGAUGUGAUGGAAGGGCGAAUAGAGGGUAACAUGUUAUCAUCAAAGGCAGAGAGGAAAAGGCAGAUAGAAAGGUUUGGUGAAGUGGAGAAGUUAAAGAAGAGGAGGGAAGAAAGGGAUAUUGCCAAAAGGAAACGUGAGGAAGAGAUGGCUUUGUUAGCUCGGGAGCGUGCUCGAUCCGAGGUCCAGGAAUGGGAGAAGAAGGAAGAAGUAUUUUUUUUAGCCCAAAGGAAGAUUAGGACAGAAAAACGGUUUUGCGAGGGCCGUCCAAAGCCAAUCGAUAUAUUGAUUAGGCUUCUUGAUUCAUGCUCAAAUGAUGACGAUUUGGAGAAGGAUAAAAAUGCAGAACCUAGCAUGGUGGAUUUUGAGGGUCUCAAUGUAGAAGAGUUGGAAAAACUUCGCGAGGAGAUAAAGUUGCAACUUUGCUUGGACAGGAAAACAAAAAUGCAUGUGGAGUAUUGGGAGACAGUUUUGGUUGUUUGUGAGGAUGCCUUGGAUCAUGCUAGAGUUUGUGGAGGGAGGGGAAUUCAUAGGAGUAUUGAAGCAGAUGUAGAAAGGUUUCUUGAAGGAAAAUCAUACAACCAAUUGGAAGAUAUAGAGUCCCAUAUUGAGUCUAAUAUGAGGUCUGGCAAUGCUCAGGAAGUUGAAUUUUGGGAAGCUGUUCUGAAGAGGCUCUGUGUAUUCAAGGCUAAGGCUCGUCUCAAAAGUAUCCAUGCCAAGGUGCUGCAUGAUCGAGGACAUAUCCAGCAGAAUAAGAAACCGUUGGAGGUUGGUGAUCGUAGUACUGAUAGACAAAGUAGUUCAGAGCUUGAUGAGGAGGCUUUAGGAUCAUAUCCACCAGAGUUGAUGAUUUACGAUGAUGAUGAUGAAAAUGGGGAAGCAAUUGAUACCAAGUACUUCACAAGAAAGCCAAAGUAUUUCAAUCUUGUUCAUACUGGCUACCGAUGGAACAAGUACAAUCAAACUCACUACGACCAUGAUAAUCCUCCGCCGAAGAUGGUGGUGGGAUACAAGUUCAACAUUUUCUAUCCAGAUCUUCUUGAUAAUAAAGCAAGAGCUCCUACUUAUUUGAUUGAGAAGGAUGCAGAUGGUAAUGACACUUGCAUAUUAAGGUUUCGUGCAGGGCCACCUUAUCAAGACAUAGCAUUUAGGAUAGCUAAUAAAGAGUGGGAGUAUUCACGAAAAAAGGGGUUUAAGUGCAACUUUGAAGGUGGCAUACUUCGUUUGUACUUUAACAUAAAAAGUUAUAGCUAUCGCAGGUGA